Molecule: messenger RNA, 705 nt
Organism: Fonsecaea multimorphosa CBS 102226
Lineage: Eukaryota; Fungi; Ascomycota; Eurotiomycetes; Chaetothyriales; Herpotrichiellaceae
Exons: 3
Coding region: 1-705 (234 amino acids)
Cellular component (GO): RNA polymerase II transcription regulator complex
Molecular function (GO): DNA-binding transcription activator activity, RNA polymerase II-specific; transcription cis-regulatory region binding
Source: RefSeq, a predicted model, not a curated record
AUGGACUUUGGUUUUGUGAGCUCUCCGAGUCAAUCACCAAGUCAAUCACUUUUCCCGGCCGGACAAUACUUCGACAGCACCUCUGAAGGAUCAAGUCCCAACUCGCCCCAUAUGAGUCAAAUGAUGUUCAACAACGCCCCUAUGCAGUAUGACCUGUUCCAAUAUGGAGCAACGCCGGCAUCAUUUUACCCCCCGGCUCAGACCAACAAGAUCCCCGUAGAAUACAACAACGCCGCAGCCAUUGAUCAGACCGAUCGAAGAAGACGACGGUCCGGCAGCACUUCGGCCCCAGCAGCCAAGGACAAGGAAACCAUCCCUAACAUGCACCUGCGACGACGUGCCCAAAAUCGAGCAUCCCAACGGGCCUUCCGCGAGAGGAAAGAGAAACAUGUCAAGGGCCUCGAGCGCCAACUAGAGGAUCUUCACGAGAAGCAUCAAGACCUGCUACAGUCGUAUACUCGACAAGCUGAUGAGGUCACCAAGCUCAACGGCAGGAUCACCGAACUAACAGCCGAGCUCAACGCCCUCCGGUCAUGUCAAGACCAGUCCUUCAGCGAGAUGCUGAUGCCAGACAAGUUCGACAAGUUCGACGCCUUCUCCACCCACGACAAUAUGCUGUACAACGGGCCAGACUGCUACUUUGACAAGAAUGCAGUCGACCUCAACUCCGAGUUUGCAUUACAUUCGUUUGAGGAUUCCUUGUAG